Molecule: messenger RNA, 2468 nt
Organism: Galendromus occidentalis (western predatory mite)
Lineage: Eukaryota; Metazoa; Arthropoda; Arachnida; Mesostigmata; Phytoseiidae
Product: cationic amino acid transporter 4
Exons: 5
Coding region: 392-2215 (607 amino acids)
Biological process (GO): transmembrane transport; amino acid transport
Cellular component (GO): plasma membrane
Molecular function (GO): amino acid transmembrane transporter activity
Source: RefSeq, a predicted model, not a curated record
GCGAUUUGACUGUACUCGGAGCUCGUCGGCAGCGCAACUUGUACUGGGGAGAACGCUGAACUCGGCAAACUUUCCGUUCGCCAACUAACAAUAAGAGCGAUUCUCUUCUGGAAUGGAGCGAAACCGUCUCUGGAACCGCUCUUCGACAGUGCUGUGCUGACUUCUCGCGUCGUCGUCGACCCAUUCGGAACGCGCUCGCAGCCUUCCCGAACAGCUGACUGGGAAGAGAGAGAAAGCGGAGAAGAGCCUCACCGAUCGCGAAGAGCACCGGAUAGAUUCGACGAUCGAGGCAGCUUCAUUUCGAUUCCGGUGCACCGGUCGCCGAAAUAGUGCCGUCAAAUCACGGUUCGCAGUUUAUCCAGGACCAGACGGCGUGGAGUCUCGUGACGACAUGUGGCUACAGCGGCUAUCUCGAAAGAAGGAAGCGGAAUCGACAGACCUCCUGUCGACAAACUUGAAACGAUGUCUGACAUCUUUCGACGUGACCCUGCUCGGAAUCGGGCACAUGUUGGGGUCUGGGAUCUACGUCGUGUCACCCACGACAGCGAAAGACGUGACAGGUCCAGCCAUCAUCGUCUCGUACCUGAUCGCCGGCGUAGCAUCCUUGCUAGCUGCUCUAGCAUAUGCGGAUUUCGGAGUGCGCUAUCCCCGAUCAGGCUCCGCGUACUCGUACAUCUACUUCAGCCUCGGAGAGUUCUGGGCGUUCUACGUGGGCUGGAAUGUCGUCCUCGAGAACGUACUCUCGACGGCGGCGUGCGCUCGCGCAUGCAGUGCGUACAUAGAUUCUCUGACGGGUUACACAAUCGCUAACUCCAUUGAACUUGUGUUCGGGAAACUGCCCGGAGGCUUCUGGUCGGAAACGCCCGAUCUACUUGCGUUCGUCAUCCUCAUCGGCUUCGUGGUAUUCAUGACCUUCGGAAUGAGAGCUACGUCGGGGCUCAACAACACGCUGGUGUGCUUGAACAUGAUAAUCCUCGGUAUCGUGGUGGCGGUCGGUGCCUAUUACGCUGACUUCGGUAACUGGAAAUACAAACCGGAGAACCCGAACUUCAACGCCUCCGCGCAGGUCAACUUCGUCAAUGGCUUCCUCCCGUACGGAUGGAGCGGCGUUUUCCGAGCCUCGGCGUCGUGUUUCUUCGCCUAUGUUGGAUUCGAUGCGAUCGCGGCAGCCGGCGAAGAAGCUCUCAAUCCUCAGAAAUCCCUGCCUAUAGCGACUUUGUCCUCAAUGCUGAUCGUGACAACGGUUUAUGUUCUCGUCUCAGGGGUGAUGACCCUCAUGAUAUAUUUCGCUGACAUCAGCAAGACAUCUGGACUACCCGAGGCGUUCGCGUAUCACGGAGCCUACUGGGCGCAAUAUAUUGUUUCGGUCGGAGCCAUCGCUGGAAUGUCCACGGUAAUCAUGGCUACCGUUUUUGCGAUGGCUCGGGUCUGUUACGCGAUGGCAGACGACGGGUUAUUGCACGAAGCCUUCGCGAUCGUACAACCACGCUCCCAAAUUCCCAUAGUCUCGAUGUACUUCUUCGGGCUCCUGGCCGCUAUAAUUGCAAUGCUACUCGACAUUGAAACAAUCAUCGAGAUGCUGUCCAUCGGAACUCUGAUGGCCUAUCUCCUGGUGGCUUGUGCUCUCCUUGUAUCGAAAUACACCCCUCCGGAACAGACUAUCGACUUGCAGCUCGAGUCUGCGACCGCGUUCCCCAAAGUAUCCGAUUCACCGAAGCUGUCGCAAGUCAUACCGCGAGGCGGGAGCUUGUACAAAGUCGCGAGGAAACCUGCGAGCAACGGACAUAUAUUGAAGUCGCAUUUCGCUUUCGUCAGCAAAUUCCUGCCUCAGGAUUAUAGUCAGAGGUUUCUCGUUAUCGUCUUGCUGUGUGUUUUGGUGCUCAGCACCGUGGUCGCCUGUCUGAUGAUCCAGGUGACUGCGACCAGCUGGGCCGCCAUAGGAUGGGUCGCGAUGGCAUUGAGCCUAUGCACGAUCGUCCUUUGUACAUUCCUACUGUUCGCGCAUGAGUUACCGGAAAAUAAAAGUUCCGCCGGUCAUCAAUAUAACAUGCCGUUGGUUCCCUUCUUGCCCGUAUGCUCUAUAGUCAUCAACACUGGACUCAUGAUGACCUUGGAAAUCUGGACCUGGCUUCGACUCGUGGCCUGGGUCGCUUUGGGUCUGCUCAUAUACUUUUCGCAUGGUAUCCGCCACAGUAAACUAAACCAUAGAUCAUAGUCGCACGUCCCGAUUCGAGAAGUAAACAGCGUGCGAAUUUUCACUCUACGCUCCUUAAAUGUCCCGCCGAAUGCCUCGUAAAGCAUUAAUAUGACGAAUGAGCCCUAGCCCUUGGAAUCCUACGACUGCGCCUUGUAAAUGUAUCACCAAACGUCGCCGGGGGAAGGGAUAUAAACUCCCAUCGUUGAGUCUCGAACGGAAGCUUGCUUGUCUCAAGUAUUAUACUAUGUUUCUCGAGAACUAUUGUCCCCGU